GGCGCACAAUAUCAAUUCCAAAUUUUCAUUUUGAACAGGCUCUGAAGAGAGUGAAAGGAAGAAGAGGUAGAAAUGGAGUUUUGGCCGGAGUUUCUUGCGAGCAGCACCGGAAAAGAGUUUGUAGCAGGAGGGUUUGGAGGCACUGCCGGAAUAAUCUCCGGUUACCCUUUAGACACUCUCCGUGUGAUGCAGCAGAACUCCUUCAACACCGCCUCCGCCUUCAGCAUCCUCAGAAAUGUGGUGGCCAAUGAAGGACCAACCGCUCUCUACCGCGGCAUGGCGGCACCUUUGGCCUCUGUUACCUUUCAGAAUGCUAUGGUUUUCCAAAUUUACGCAAUUCUUUCAAGGGCAUUUAGUUCGUCCGAUUUGGUUAACGAUCCUCCUUCUUACAAGGGUGUUGCUUUAGGAGGAUUUUGUAGCGGUGCCAUACAGAGUAUGAUACUAUCCCCUGUUGAGUUAGUUAAAAUUCGGCUUCAGUUGCAGAACACAGGUCAAUCCAUAGAAACCCGAAAAGGUCCUAUGAAGGUGGCAAAAAACAUAUGGAAAAUAGAGGGUCUUCGUGGCAUGUACCGGGGACUUGGGAUCACCAUGCUAAGAGAUGCACCAGCACAUGGUCUCUACUUUUGGACAUAUGAAUAUGCAAGGGAGAAGCUUCACCCUGGUUGUAGAAGAAGUUGUGAAGAGAGCCUGAAUACUAUGCUGGUAUCAGGAGGAUUAGCUGGGGUGGUGAGUUGGGUUUUGAGCUACCCUUUAGACGUUAUAAAAACAAGAUUGCAGGCUCAAACACUUUUUUCGCAGAAAUACAGAGGCAUUUUGGAUUGCCUUAGGAAGAGUGUUAGAGAAGAAGGAUAUGAGGUGCUAUGGAGGGGUUUAGGAACUGCAGUUGCUAGAGCUUUUGUGGUGAACGGUGCUAUAUUUUCUGCAUAUGAGAUCACUCUGAGGUGUCUGUUUGAUAAAUAACAACUGAAGCAUUUUGCUGCAAGUUUUGAUGGAGACAUAACAACCACAUACCAUAUUCGAGUAGCAGCUGUCUUCAAAAUUGACAUUCAGAUUUUAUGAUUGAUACUUUCUAUAA
Vigna umbellata (rice bean) is the source of this 1075-nucleotide messenger RNA. It is a transcript of the gene BAC2, whose product is annotated as Mitochondrial substrate carrier family protein. The record is from RefSeq and is a predicted model, not a curated record. Lineage: Eukaryota; Viridiplantae; Streptophyta; Magnoliopsida; Fabales; Fabaceae. Gene Ontology annotation, biological process: transmembrane transport. Gene Ontology annotation, molecular function: transmembrane transporter activity.